ACCGUCGUCAUGUCCUAUCUACUCCAUUUUAGUUCUGCUAAUGUUUUGGUAGACGUCCGUGUGGUGCGCGCGGAAAAGGCUGGUGAAUAAAUCAUGGGGAGAAAAAAGAAGAAGCAGUUGAAGCCCUGGUGUUGGUACUGCAACAGGGAUUUUGAUGAUGAGAAGAUUCUCAUUCAACAUCAGAAGGCCAAGCACUUUAAGUGUCAUAUAUGUCACAAGAAGUUAUAUACUGGUCCUGGUCUGGCCAUCCACUGUAUGCAGGUUCACAAAGAAACCAUUGAUGGUGUCCCUAAUGCAAUACCGGGAAGGAUUGACAUAGAGCUGGAGAUUUAUGGAAUGGAGGGUAUUCCAGAGAAAGACAUGGAGGAGAGGAGACGUGUGCUUGAACAAAAAACACAGGAUAAUCAGAAGAAAAAACAGCAAGAUGACUCGGAUGAAGAUGAUGAUGACGAAGAGGCUGGUCCUUCUUUCCAGCAGCCAGCAACAGCCGUACAGCCUCAGGCAGCCUAUGCCCCUAUGACCCAGCCAGGAAUGACCCCUGUCCCAGUGCCAGGGAUGCCACCUGGAAGUUACUCAGGAAUGCCCCCAAUGAUGCCUGGGAUCCCCCCUAUGAUGCCAGGGAUGCCUCCUGUCAUGCCCGGGAUGCCUCCAGGCAUGAUGCAAAUGAGAGGGAUGAUGCCACCUGCCCAUGGAAUGCCCCCAAUGAUGCCAGGCAUGCCACCAGGAAUACCUCCUCCCAUGGGACAUCACCCUGGCAUACCCCACAUGGCUCAGGCCCCUCCUUCCAGCACCCGGCCGGCUGUGCCUGCCACAACAGUGCCCAUGCCACAGCCGAGUGUCUCCAAGCCACUGUUUCCCAGUGCAGGACAGAUGGGGACUCGAGCUCCAAGCACAAGCUCAGGCUCCUCCAGUCUGGACAGUUUGUCAGCAUCCUCUAAACCGCUGUCCCAAGUCCAGCAGGCUGGUUCUGGUGUAGCGGUGAGCUCCUCUGCACCAACUUCUGCUGCUCCCAAACCAACAUUCCCAGCUUACACCCAGUCCUCCGCCACUGCUGCGGCCAACUCCAGCAGCACUGUGGCCAAACCGGGCACCCCAGUCACAAGUAAGCCUGCCACCCUCACCACCACCAGUGCAACCAGUAAGUUGAUCCACCCUGAUGAAGAUAUAUCACUGGAGGAGUUGCGAGCACAGCUGCCUCGCUACCAGUGUAAAGUCCCCAGCGCAGGACAGGCCCAUGUGACUUCCCCACCGGUUGCACCGAUGGGGGGCGUGUUGCCCCAUCAGCAGGGCAUUCCUGCACAGCAGCCAGGUGUUAGGCAUCCCAUGCAAGGGCCGUACGGUGCUCCGCCGCAGGGGGUGCCUGGGUACGUCCCAGGUGGAAUGCCUCCUUACGGGCAAGCCCCACCCAUGGUCCCUUCCUACCAGGCUGCUCCCCCCCGGCCCGCCUUAGGCAUGAGACCUCCUGUAAUGUCUCCUGGAGGCCGAUACUGAAGCGUCACCACUGGUCGUCUUUAGGUUUGCUGAUUCCACCAUUUUGCCAUCUAGUGGCGUGCUUUACAAUCCAGAUCAGUAACCGUAAGCCCUCUUGCAAUGAGGAGAUGGAGUAAUCAAACUGUGUAGCGCAUGGGACAUUUGAUUAUUAUUUAGACCUACCCUUUGUUGCAGAUCAUACAGUCUGGCUUUUCUCUCAUGUUUUGUUUAGGUUUUUAGAAGUGUAGUAAAUAUGGUUCGUAUUAAUUUGAAGCGGCUGGAGUUUCGUACAGCACCUUUAACAAGGCAAGUCACUGUAAAUAUACUAUUACUGUACUAAAAGUGUGAAGCCUUCGCAGCACCCAUAGGUGCUGUUGGACGUCCCGUCCCCAGCGUUGCUUGGUGAGGGCUUCAGAUAGCUGUCACUGUUGGAUUUGAUUUUUCUGUGUCUGCCUGUCCACAUUUACAGUGUCCUCUCCGAAGGGCCAAUAACAAACGACUCCUGUGAAUGCUAUCUGUACUGUUCCACUGUUCAUUGUAAUAAACUAUUGAAAUCUAA
Molecule: messenger RNA, 2029 nt
Organism: Carassius auratus (goldfish)
Lineage: Eukaryota; Metazoa; Chordata; Actinopteri; Cypriniformes; Cyprinidae
Product: BUB3-interacting and GLEBS motif-containing protein ZNF207-like
Exons: 11
Coding region: 94-1491 (465 amino acids)
Biological process (GO): attachment of spindle microtubules to kinetochore; mitotic spindle assembly checkpoint signaling; mitotic spindle assembly
Cellular component (GO): kinetochore; spindle matrix; nucleus
Molecular function (GO): microtubule binding
Source: RefSeq, a predicted model, not a curated record